This is a messenger RNA of Cannabis sativa, 1834 nucleotides long. RefSeq names its product alkane hydroxylase MAH1-like. Bases 238 to 1734 code for a protein of 498 amino acids. Gene Ontology annotation, molecular function: monooxygenase activity; oxidoreductase activity, acting on paired donors, with incorporation or reduction of molecular oxygen; heme binding. The transcript has 2 exons. NCBI's taxonomy places the organism in Eukaryota, Viridiplantae, Streptophyta, Magnoliopsida, Rosales, Cannabaceae. The record is from RefSeq and is a predicted model, not a curated record.
AUAUGUACUCAACGAACGAUCUCAGUCCACGUAUCCAGUAAUAAUAAUAAUGAUAAAAAUGUGGACAAUGACUAAUAAUAAUUGCUGGGCUCCCUCCAAUAAAUAUAUUGGCAUCCAUCUUAUCAUGAUCACAUAUUCAUGUUCAUAUAUUUACAUAUUGUAGCUAGCACAGUAGUGUAGUACAUAUAUAUAUAAAUAUAAUAUAGUUGGGAUUAAUAAAUACAUAUAUGCAAUAAUAUGGCUAUGGUAAUACUCCUCCUUGUAUUUGUUACUGUUGUAAUUUUCCACCAUUGGUGGAGAAAUAGAAAUGCAAUACUUACAAAUUGGCCAAUGUUGGGGAUGUUACCUGGGCUGAUGUAUAAUACUCCAAGGCUACAUGAGUUUAUGACUGAGCUAAUGACCAAAAGUGGGGGAGCAUUUGAGUUCAAAGGCCCAUUGUUUAGUGGCAUGGAUUUCAUCCUAACAUCUCAUCCUUCGAAUCUUCAACACAUGUACACAACUAAAUUCUCCAACUAUCCCAAAGGGGAAGAAUUCAGAGAGGUUCUUGAUCUUAUUGGUGAUGGAAUUUUGAAUGUUGAUUCUGAGUUGUGGAGACUUCAAAGGAAAAUGUUUCAGCUUUGGACAAGAACACAUGCUAAUUUUGAUUCAUUUGUUGCAACAACUCUUCAUCGAAAGGUCGUUGAUUACUUAAUCCCAUUUCUCAAUCAUGCUAGUGAUACCAAAAUUGAGGUUGAUAUACAAGACACAUUACAAAGAAUGAUCACAUUCGAUAAUGCAAUUCUAUUCAUUUUCGGGUUAGAUCUUACUGCUUAUUCAUUUAAAUCUCCCAAACACGAAUAUCAAAAGGCAUUUAAUGAUAUGCAAGAGGCAGCAAUUCACCGACACAUAGUACCAAAAUGUCUUUGGAAAUUACAAAGAUGGUUAAACAUAGGAAUCGAGAGAAGGGUUUCAAUUGCAAAUCAAAUCUUUGAUGAAUUCAUAUACCAAUGCAUCUCACUAAAACGAGAACAAAUAAUGAGCCAAAGCAAAAACCAUGAUUUGGGUUUGUUAUCAAUUUACAUGAAAGAAAAAGAAAAGCCAUAUUCAGAUAAGUUUCUUAGAGAUGUUGCAUUUAGUUUCUUGGCAGCUGCUAGGGACACAUUGAAUGUUGGGUUGUGUUGGUUCUUUUGGUUUGUGGCCACUCAUCCUAAUAUAGAGACCAAAAUUAUCAAUGAAAUGAAAGAAAAGUUGGGAACUAACUAUAAUAAUUUAGAUUAUGAUUAUUAUAAAAGUGAAGAGGUGAUGAGUAAGUUGGUGUAUUUACAAGCAACAAUAUAUGAAACCUUUAGACUUUAUCCAUCGGUGCCUUUCAACCAUAGAACUUCAACUAAAGAAGAUGUUUUUCCGAGUGGUCAACGAGUGAAGGCGAAUCAAAUGGUGUUGACUUGUGCUUACGCAACGGGGAGAAUGGAAGAGGUUUGGGGAAAAGAUUGUUUAGAGUUUAAGCCAGAGAGAUGGAUUUCGGAGAAAGGUGAGUUUGUGUUUGUGCCAUCUCAUAAGUUUCCAGCCUUUCAUGUUGGACCAAGGACUUGUUUAGGUAAAGACAUGGCUUUGGUUCAGAUGAAAGUCAUGGCCCUAACUCUUCUUAAAAAUUAUCGUUUUCAUGUUGUGGAAGGACAUCAUGUGUGCCCUAGGAUUUCAGCCACCAUUAGCAUGAAAUAUGGACUCAAAAUUAGGGUUUCCAAAAGAUCUUGAUAUAUCUUAAACAAAUCAAUCAAUUAAAGAGAAUUUAUUUUAUUGUUGUGUGUAAUUUUGGCUUUUGAUAAGAAUAUAAUGUUAUGUUUAGCUUAGCUUA